GGGGUCGAAAAGCGUGCAGCCGGGCAGGAUGGGCAGGAGAGCAGAGCCGCGGGGUCUGCAGAGCGAGUGAAGAGCUGUGAGCAGGUCCCGGUGUGCCACGCGGAGCCACGCAGGGGCGGUGGGCGCGCAGACCCGGCGUCAGACCGCGCGGACGGCAGAGCCCCCGCCUGAGAGCGCGUCGCCUGGCCACCGCUGCUGCGUCGCCUUCUCCCGCGAGGUCGCCAGCGCUGGGCCCGAGCUUCCGCCAACGGCACCCAGAGCCCGGCGUCCUCUCCAAUGUUUCAGAAGUCACGCCCGGCGCUCCUGCAGCCUCAAGAUGUCGGAGACAGGGUGGAGACGCUUAUGUUGCAUCCGGUGAUCAAGGCUUUCCUGUGUGGCUCCAUCAGUGGGACCUGCUCCACCCUCCUUUUCCAACCCCUGGAUCUCCUCAAAACGCGUCUGCAGACUCUUCAGCCCUCAGCCCAUGGAUCCGGACGCAUUGGGAUGCUGGCUCUGCUCUUGAAGGUGGUUCGCACGGAGAGUAUUCUGGGCCUUUGGAAAGGGAUGUCCCCUUCCAUUGUGAGGUGUGUCCCUGGCAUUGGCAUCUACUUCGGCACUCUCUACUCCUUGAAGCAGUACUUCCUGCGAGGCCACCCCCCCACGGCCCUGGAGUCGGUCAUCCUGGGAGUGGGCUCUCGCUCGGUUGCAGGGGUCUGCAUGUCACCCAUCACUGUGAUCAAGACACGUUACGAGAGUGGGAGGUACGGGUAUGAGAGCAUCUAUGCAGCCCUGAGGAGCAUCUAUCGCAGCGAGGGGCGUCGGGGACUCUUCAGCGGCCUGACGGCAACACUCCUUCGUGAUGCACCCUUUUCUGGAAUCUACCUGAUGUUCUACAACCAGACCAAAAACAUCAUGACCCAUGACCAGUUGGAUGCAGUCCUUAUUCCUGCUGUAAAUUUCAGCUGUGGGAUCUUUGCUGGCAUUCUGGCCUCCCUGGUGACUCAGCCUGCGGAUGUCAUCAAAACUCACAUGCAGCUCUCCCCAAUGAAGUUUCGGUGGAUUGGCCAGGCAGUGACACUCAUUUUCAAAGAUUAUGGGCUGCGUGGCUUCUUCCAAGGCGGCAUUCCCCGGGCCCUCCGCAGAGCUCUGAUGGCAGCCAUGGCGUGGACCGUGUAUGAAGAAAUGAUGGCCCAGAUGGGCCUGAAGUCCUGACUGAGAGGGACUGGGAAAAGACGGGCUCUGUUGCCCUGUUGACCUCCCUGGCUCUUGCCAAGGGCUGCUUUGUCUCACCGUCCUGGAGUUAUGAAAGCCAGGCAGACGUGUCCCCUUUCGUUACCCAGUUGGAAUAGAGAAUAGAUGGGCCUGACUCAAGCCUUCAGAAUCUCCCCAAAGAGGAGUUACUGAUGCCUACGGCACAC
This is a messenger RNA of Odobenus rosmarus divergens (Pacific walrus), 1397 nucleotides long. It is a transcript of the gene SLC25A38, whose product is annotated as solute carrier family 25, member 38. Bases 277 to 1191 code for a protein of 304 amino acids. The transcript is spliced from 7 exons. NCBI's taxonomy places the organism in Eukaryota, Metazoa, Chordata, Mammalia, Carnivora, Odobenidae. Gene Ontology annotation, biological process: glycine import into mitochondrion. Gene Ontology annotation, cellular component: mitochondrion; mitochondrial inner membrane. The record is from RefSeq and is a predicted model, not a curated record. Gene Ontology annotation, molecular function: glycine transmembrane transporter activity.